Rana temporaria (common frog) is the source of this 1534-nucleotide messenger RNA. It is a transcript of the gene E2F5, whose product is annotated as E2F transcription factor 5. Bases 131 to 1207 code for a protein of 358 amino acids. Gene Ontology annotation, molecular function: RNA polymerase II cis-regulatory region sequence-specific DNA binding; DNA-binding transcription factor activity, RNA polymerase II-specific; protein dimerization activity. NCBI's taxonomy places the organism in Eukaryota, Metazoa, Chordata, Amphibia, Anura, Ranidae. The record is from RefSeq and is a predicted model, not a curated record. Gene Ontology annotation, cellular component: RNA polymerase II transcription regulator complex. The transcript has 9 exons. Gene Ontology annotation, biological process: regulation of transcription by RNA polymerase II.
CAACCGUGCGGCUGGACGUCACUUCCGGUGUGGUGGUUUCUCUCGUGGAGCUCCUCGUGCUCCUGCUGGAUACCGAACGGUGCGGGUGUGGGGCGGGCUGGCUGUAGAAGCCCGCCCCGGGAUAACGGGCAUGGCGGAGCCGGCGGGAGUGUCCAGCAGACAUGAGAAGAGUCUGGGGCUCCUCACCAGCAAAUUCGUGUCACUGCUUCAGGAGGCGAAGGACGGUGUGCUGGACCUGAAAGUGGCGGCUGAUACGCUGGCUGUGAGACAGAAAAGAAGAAUUUAUGAUAUUACCAAUGUAUUAGAGGGGAUCGGUUUGAUAGAGAAAAAAUCAAAGAACAGCAUUCAGUGGAAAGGUGUUGGCGCUGGAUGUAACACAAAGGAAAUUCUAGACAGGCUCAGGAAUCUUAAAGCAGAAAUUGGAGACCUGGAGCUAAAAGAAAAGGAGCUGGACCAACAGAAAGUGUGGCUGCAACAGAGCAUCAAUAAUGUUAUGGACGAUUCAGAAAAUAAAUUAUUUUCUUUUGUAAAUCACGAUGACCUGUGUAAUUGUUUUAAUGGUGACACCCUUUUGGCAGUUCAAGCUCCUUCUGGUACACAACUAGAAGUUCCCAUUCCAGAAAUGGGCCAAAAUGGACAAAAAAAGUACCAGAUCAGUUUAAAGAGUAGCUCUGGGCCAAUUAAUGUGCUGCUUAUUAAUAAGGAAUCUAGCACAUCAAAGCCUGUUGCUUUCCCAGUGCCCCCACCUGAUGACAUCACACAGUCUGACACUUCCAGUAGUUCUAGGAAACCACCCACCCAAAAUCCUCGGCCAGAGGAAGCGCAGCAUAACAACCUACCACAGCCCAGUACAAAUGAAAAUAUGCAGGCGAGCAUUACUGCAAGUAGCUUUUCAGAACUGCCAGAUUCGUUAUUAUAUCCUUCACUAACUUCAGAUCUAACUCAGACUACUGCCAGCUCAAGUGAUUACCAACCACAGCUGCUUCCCCUGGAUGUCAGCAAUAUCCUCAAACCUAAUUCAUUCGACAUAACAAAAAUGGAUGACCAAGAAGGUCAGAUAAGUGGUGACUUAAUUGAUGAGCUAAUGUCUUCUGAUGUGUUCCCUUUGCUGCGGCUUUCUCCCACUCCAGGAGAUGACUACAACUUCAACUUGGAUGACAGUGAAGGAGUUUGUGACCUCUUUGAUGUGCAGAUUCUAAAUUAUUAGAUAUAAUUCCUCUUCUGGAUUUCUGUCUACCUCCUUCCUGCCUUACACAUCGUAGCAUCAAAGUUGAUGUGUUUUUUUUUUUUUUUUUCUCCUUUAACUUGGAUUUAUAUUUUCAUGUACAGUGAGAUUAGAUUAUUUUUUUUUUUUUAAGUGAAUUUUUUUUUUAUAUAUUACUGAAAUUGUUUUUAGAGCAAAUACUUUAUUCAGCAAUUAGCAAUGGAUAAUUAUAAACCAAAUUCCGUUGACAUUGAUUCUACACACAAUUUGGUAAAGCUUUAUUGGAAAUCUGUUAAUGAGUUAAAGGGCCCCGUGUUGCCUAACCAGCCA